AUGGAAUCAUCAACGUCCUUCAGAAUACUAGUCUUCAGCAAGACGGCAGCCUAUCGUCAUGAAUCCAUCCCCGCAGGUAUCGAGGCCUUAACUCGGUACGCCUCUACAUCGGGGUCUUUUUCUGUUGACGCUUCGGAGGAUGCAUCUUUGAUUAAUACCUCGGACCUAAAGAAAUACACUGUAGUGGUUCUUCUGCAAACAAGCGGAGACUUUCUCGACGAUUCCCAGGUUGCUGCACUGAAAGACUGGACUCAGAAUGGUGGCGGUCUUGUGGGUAUUCAUUGCGCCUCGUCGGGAAUGAAAUCCAAUACUUGGUACUGUGGUGCAGUCGGCGCUGUCUUCACGGAGCAUCCGGAUCCUCAGGAUGGCAUAGUGAAAAUCGAAGACACUGACCAUGUCAUAACGAAGGGCUUGCCCACAAAAUGGGAGUGGUUCGAUGAAUGGUACAAUUUUAGAAGCAACCCGCGCGGCAAGGUUCACGUUCUCAUGAGCAUCGAUGAGGCUUGCUACAAAGGAGGAGCGAUGGGGGAUGACCACCCAUUAGCCUGGUGUCAGGAAAAUGGAGGAUUCAGAUCAUUCUACACAUCUUUGGGGCACUUUAGCAAAGCAUGGGAUGACGAUCAUUUCCUUGGGCAUGUCGUAAGGGGCAUACAGUGGGCAGCACGCCGCCUUUGA
Molecule: messenger RNA, 675 nt
Organism: Neoarthrinium moseri
Lineage: Eukaryota; Fungi; Ascomycota; Sordariomycetes; Amphisphaeriales; Apiosporaceae
Exons: 1
Coding region: 1-675 (224 amino acids)
Source: RefSeq, a predicted model, not a curated record